AUGAAGCACAUUGACAGCGGCCCUUCAACCCAGGGCAAAUUCAAGAUGGAUAAAACAGCGUACAAUCGGCUAAGGCCGCAUUCAUCCCUUGCCAAGCUCACAUUCUGGUCCUUGAUGUUCCUCGGCUUGAUCUUCGUCUUUUUCUGCAAGUCGCCGUCGUCCUCCUCCUCAUCGCCCUCAGAUCUCUCCAGAAGAUCCCUCCGCACCAGCAUCUACGCCGGCCCCAAGUUCGAGAAGCGCGUCCGGGACUCCGCUCGCGUCCGGUCCGGAAACGGGAUCUCCGUCCUCGUCACCGGCGCUGCAGGCUUCGUCGGCACCCACGUCUCCGCCGCCCUCCGCCGCCGCGGAGACGGCGUCGUGGGCCUCGACAAUUUCAACGACUACUACGACCCCGCCCUGAAAAGGGACCGGCAGGCCCUGCUCGAGCGCAGCGGGAUUUACGUCGUCGAGGGCGACAUUAAUGAUUCCGAUUUACUGACCAAGCUGUUCGACAUCGUCAAGUUCACCCACGUCAUGCAUCUGGCAGCGCAGGCCGGCGUGCGCUACGCCAUGGAAAACCCUAGCUCGUACGUCCACAGCAACAUAGCGGGCCUCGUCAGCCUCCUCGAGGUUUGCAAGAGCGCCAACCCUCAGCCCGCGAUUGUGUGGGCCUCGAGCAGCUCGGUCUACGGGCUCAAUACGAAGGUCCCGUUCUCCGAAAAGGACAGAACCGACCAGCCCGCCAGCCUGUAUGCUGCUACCAAGAAGGCCGGUGAGGAGAUUGCACACACGUACAAUCACAUUUACGGGCUCUCGCUGACUGGAUUGAGGUUCUUCACGGUGUACGGGCCUUGGGGCAGGCCCGACAUGGCAUACUUCUUCUUUACCAAGGAUAUACUCAAGGGGAAGUCAAUUCCCAUCUUUGAGGCAGCUAAUCAUGGCACUGUGGCUAGAGACUUUACCUACAUUGAGGACAUCGUCAAGGGUUGUUUGGCCGCGUUGGAUACGGCCAAGAAGAGUACAGGCAGCGGGGGAAAGAAGAAGGGCCCGGCCCAAUUGAGGGUUUACAACUUGGGUAAUACAUCGCCUGUACCCGUGUCGAACCUUGUCAGCAUUUUGGAGAAGCUGCUUAAGGUGAAGGCCAAAAGGUUGAUCACGAAGCUGCCGAGGAAUGGUGAUGUGCAGUUUACACAUGCGAAUAUAAGCUUGGCCCAGAGGGAGCUCGGGUAUAAGCCCUCAACCGAUUUGCAGAUGGGCUUAAAGAAAUUCGUUCAGUGGUACUUGGGUUACUAUGUGAACGGGAAGAAAAGCUCACAGUGA
This is a messenger RNA of Striga hermonthica, 1299 nucleotides long. Lineage: Eukaryota; Viridiplantae; Streptophyta; Magnoliopsida; Lamiales; Orobanchaceae. The record is from the annotation of a GenBank genome assembly.